Cooperia oncophora is the source of this 633-nucleotide messenger RNA. NCBI's taxonomy places the organism in Eukaryota, Metazoa, Nematoda, Chromadorea, Rhabditida, Trichostrongylidae. The record is from the annotation of a GenBank genome assembly.
AUGUUGUCUAUUUUAGAUCACUGCUUUACUGAAAUGUCGCCGAAAGGCAAGCAAGUUGAAGUUGAUACUAAGGAGGAAUUUAGCAAUGGCGCCGAAGCCGAUGAGUCGUAUACAGUGGAAAAGAUCUUGGCUACUAGACGAAGAGCUGGACGUCGUGAAUACUUGAUCAAGUGGGAAGGCUACCCUGAGGAAGAUGCCACGUGGGAAGCCGAGUGUGAUUGUGACUGCCCGGAUGCGAUAGCGGAGUUCCUCAAGAGUAAACCUAGUAGGGCCCGCGGUGGAAAGGAUGACAGUACCAUCAUGAUUGGAGAGCAGGAAAUUAGUCCGAAACAGUCGAAAGGCGCUAGAAGAACCACCCUAUCGGAAACAAGAGGUCUGGAUGUGCCGAAAAAAAGUAGGCGUCGAACUAUUACGGCCACAUCAAAUCACGGAGAAUCGGCGUCAAAGAAGGAAAAAGUUGUAACUCCCGAGGAACCGAUGAAGGACCUCGACAAAUCCGCAACUCAAAACGGAGUCAGAUGGGCAUCCAACGAUAGUGAUGAGGGAUCCCUUCGUUCACGAUUCCUUAAGACAAAGAAAAUCAAGGAGGAUGUGAACUCAAGCACUGAAUCUUCAUCAUACAAUAUAAUCUAG